Molecule: messenger RNA, 1630 nt
Organism: Meleagris gallopavo (turkey)
Lineage: Eukaryota; Metazoa; Chordata; Aves; Galliformes; Phasianidae
Gene: DCN
Product: decorin
Molecular function (GO): protein binding
Source: RefSeq, a predicted model, not a curated record
GUGUUCAUUGAGAGAAACCUUAUUUUUUAACUGUGCUAUGGAAUAGAAGCAGGAGGGUUUUCCACCAAGUGACAGUCACUGAGCUGAACUUACCCCCUCCUCCUUUCCACACCUGCAAAGCCUUUUGCCUGGGUUGAAUAUUUAGUUUAAUUACAUCUCAGCUUUGAGAGCUCCUGUUGCAAAUCCCUGGAUUAAAAGGUUCUACCUGGAGUUGAUGAACUGAGCCAUGAGGCUAACUCUCCUCUUCAUCCUACUGUUGCCAGUAUGCUUGGCCACACCAUUCCACCAGAAGGGCCUCUUUGACUUUAUGAUGGAGGACGAAGGGUCAGCUGAUAUGGCUCCAACAGAUGAUCCUGUCAUAUCUGGAUUUGGGCCAGUGUGCCCCUUCCGCUGCCAGUGUCAUCUUCGUGUUGUGCAGUGUUCUGAUCUGGGUCUGGAAAGAGUGCCAAAAGACCUUCCCCCUGACACAACUCUGCUGGAUUUACAGAACAACAAAAUCACUGAAAUUAAAGAAGGAGAUUUCAAGAAUUUGAAGAAUCUUCAUGCAUUGAUCCUUGUUAACAACAAAAUCAGCAAAAUAAGUCCAGCAGCUUUUGCUCCUCUGAAGAAACUGGAAAGACUGUACCUAUCCAAGAAUAAUUUGAAGGAACUUCCAGAAAACAUGCCCAAGUCUCUUCAGGAGAUACGUGCUCAUGAAAAUGAGAUCUCCAAGUUGAGGAAAGCAGUUUUUAAUGGACUGAAUCAAGUGAUUGUCUUAGAAUUAGGCACCAAUCCACUCAAGAGCUCAGGCAUUGAAAAUGGAGCUUUUCAAGGGAUGAAGAGGCUUUCCUAUAUCCGUAUCGCAGACACCAACAUUACUAGCAUCCCUAAAGGUCUUCCUCCAUCCCUUACUGAACUUCACCUUGAUGGCAACAAAAUCAGCAAAAUUGAUGCGGAAGGUCUGUCUGGACUCACCAACUUGGCUAAAUUGGGUCUCAGCUUCAACAGUAUUUCUUCUGUUGAAAAUGGUUCUCUGAACAAUGUACCUCACCUGAGAGAACUUCAUUUGAAUAACAAUGAACUUGUCAGAGUACCUAGUGGGUUGGGUGAACACAAAUACAUCCAGGUGGUCUAUCUUCAUAACAACAAGAUUGCUUCAAUUGGCAUCAACGACUUUUGCCCUCUUGGCUACAACACCAAAAAGGCGACUUAUUCUGGUGUGAGUCUCUUCAGCAACCCUGUGCAAUACUGGGAAAUCCAGCCCUCUGCUUUCCGAUGUAUCCAUGAACGCUCUGCAGUACAGAUCGGAAACUACAAAUAGAUUUCUAAAGGCGGGGUUUGGUUGUAUUUCAGCUAAAGUACCUGUUGUAAUGGGCCUGUUCAAAAAAUUGUUGCUAACAGUUAAUGCCAAAUACCAGAAACUUCACCGUAAAGUGGAGAUGAUCCAAUUAUGUAAAAUAAAUUAAUCAAUGCAGAUGUACAAGAUCAAACAUACCAUCAAAAAGAAUUUCUGUCUGUGCUUUAAACUGACUUAUUUCAGCCUUCUUUUCCAGCAUGCUUUCUGUGGUAAUUUUUGGUUUGCUGAAUGCUACAGGUUUUCAGAUUCCACUGUAUAUGAGAUUCGGAGUAAAUAUUUGUCAAACUAUGAAUU